AUGUCGGCUCCUCAAGACCCUAAGCCUACACAGGCAGACACCGCGCAGCCUGUUGUUUCUGGUUAUCAAGGCCCUCCUACGAAUGCUCCCAGUGGUCCGCGGAGCCAAUCCCGUAGUGGUUAUCCAGGGAACAAGUCCCACAACCAACGGCAGGGCUCUCGAAGUCCUCAUCCUUACAAUAACAACCAUCACUACCACAACAACAACGGUAACAACAGUAAUAAUUUCAGGAACAGGUCGUCUUCUAGUGGAAACGAGCGUGGCUCCUUUCGCGGGAAUUUCCGCGGUGAUCAUCGCGGUGGCCGAGGCGCUGGAGGUGGUUACAACAUCGAUAACGGAAGCCGGUACAGGUCCUCAUCGGGUGGUAGUCCCUACCCCGGCGGAUAUAGCAGCUCCGGCGGAAGUCGAUCAGGUUCUCGAGCACCACAAGAGACCGGUUUCAUCAGCGAUUUUAAUGGACGCGGUAGAGGUGGAAAUAGAGGUAACAGAGGAGGCGGUCGCGGUAAUCGCGGCGCCGGUCGUGGUGACAGCAGAGGUGGCCGCAACCAGAGUCAAGGUGAUGGAAAGCCUCGGGAGAAUGACCACUCCCCAAAACCUCCCCAAUGGAACCCUCCAAAUCGCACUGAGGAGCCUAAGGAGGCCAACGAAGAGCCGGUUAUAUCAAACCAGAUUGCCCAAGCUUCUCAACCCGCUCCCACGGAUACCUCCGUCUUAUCCAAUAUCAAUAAAUCAACAACGAGCAAUGUUUCCAAGGCCGAGGACAUUCAGGUCCCAGUCCCGCUAAUUGCUGGCCCAUCCUCUAAGCCUGAACUCGCAAUCAAUACAAAUGCUGAGAACAAACCAGCCGCAGAUGUUGCAGAUGCUCCCGUUAAGAAAGGGAAGCGAAACCGACCAAAGAAGAAAAACAGAGGAAAGCGUGAAGAACCAGAUACCAACGUAGAUGAUGCAGACAACGAAGGAACUAGCGGUUCCGAAGAUGCAUCUGCGUCUCCGGUGGCUAUCAGGUUCGGCACAGACCUCGUUACGGCUUCUAUUGUUACUCCGGAGACUACUAUCACGAUGAUCCCGGUGCCCGGAAAUGCGAAGAGCGAUUUGCCGGCUGACCAGGGCGAUACUCAAGAGCCUAAAGCAAGUGAAGGUGGCAAUAAGGAAGCCACCCGCCCCAUGCUAGAGGAAUACAGGAGAAAGGAUAGCCGUUUUAGUCUUCUCCCAACUCGAAGAGAGCUGACCACUGCGAUUGAGCAGAUGGAGGUUUACACCGUAGUCGUUCAUAGUAGAGCUGCGAAUGAAGUGGUGAACACCAUCAAAAAAAUCACAGACAACCUCAAGGAAGGGGUUCCAGAUUGCCAGCAUUUACGACGCCUCGUUAAGCCUGAGAACCUACCUCCCUCUCUCACCGGCUUGCCUGACAGUUUAUUCAUUGAUUACUCUACGGAAAACCAGUCCCCCAGUGUUAAGGUCAAUCCGGAUGGUACCGUUGAGACAGUCGCAAGAUCUCGUGGGGCGUCGCGAGCACAACGACGCCGCAGGAACGCCUCGUAUCGAAAGGGUGAGAAACCUUUAUAUGUUUUGCUGUGUCCAGUCGUUGCGAUGACGAUCCGCGAGCUAUACGAAAUAUUAUCUCCCCACCCACUCUUCGCCGGAGUUGAUCUUGAUUGCGAAGUCCCCUUCGACUCUCAAGACAUCCCACAAAUUAUCAAACAUACAGUUCCACAAUGGGCUCCCUGUAAUCUCAGGCAAUCUAAUUCCUGGACUGAGAAGUAUUGGCCAACCAUUUACCGCCGUACGAAUCCUUACGGGCCACACCCCUUUCUCACUAAUAAGUGGGAAGAUAAGCUUCAUGCCCCAUAUCCCGUUUUUGAAAUGGACUAUGUUGAAUAUGACGGUAAAGAACUGACUAUGGGGGAGUAUUACAUGCGACUAGCUCGCAAGGUCGCCGAGGAAGGUGAAGUGAGAGGCGCGGGUCUUCGAAUCGGCUGCGUCGUGGUUGAAUUGAAGGAGCGCGACGGCCCUAGGCACGGGAGAGUAAUGGCGGUCGCUCAUGAUGCGAGAACUCAGGCAAACAACCCUCUUGCGCAUGCCUGUUAUCGGGCUAUCUCCCUUGUUGGUAGAAAGAGGGUUGAAGUUACAGCGCGCCACAAGCCGAAGGUCAACAUGUUUUCCCUCAAUGGACCAAACUCUCCAAUGGAAGAUGAUUAUUAUGACAGAGUCCCUGGUGACCCAGAUGGGUAUCUCAUGAAUGAUCUUGUUGUCUUCAUGACUCACGAACCUUGUGUCAUGUGUUCAAUGGCUAUGGUGCAUAGUAGAAUUGGCUGCCUUGUUUAUAGCGAGCCAAUGGUUAGCGGAGGCCUUCACGCUGAUCUUGCACCCGCAGAAGGCCACAGCCUUCCUUUUAGAGGCGUCACGGAUGAGGACGUCACUGACUAUCGCCGCCGCCAUGGUAUACCUGAGCCAGAUAAUCGUCAAAGGCGCACUACCGAAGGGCUGUUCGGGGGUGGAGAUGACGACGCUGGAGCAGAUUCUACUAUCCGUGUCAAGCUACCCGUUGGCAAAGGGAAGGGACGACGUACUGAAGGACAAACGAAGGAACAGUUUAUGAAGGAACAGGUGGCUAGGUUGAAGAAAGAAUGGGCACCAAUCGACCCCUCCCUUAAAACCGAUGAAGCGAUCAUCGAAGCUUGCAAGGACAAAGCCUUCCACAAAGAAAAGAGGAAGUCGGAUAUAUCGUUUUUCCAAGCACUUAGAAGGGCUUUGUUAAACGAGCGUGACAAGCAAGAGGCAGAGGCGAAGACUCAAGCCAGGAUUGCAGCUACGAAAGAAGUCAAUCGCAAGGGUAACACGAUGGACAAAGCUACCCAGACUGCCAAAAUUUUCGACUCCAUUAAUGACGGCGAGGAUUACCUUGGCUCUACCUCAAAUGUCAAAAUCGGAACCUCGGACCCAAGCAAGAAUACCGAGCAAGCUGCAUCAUCGUCAUCAGUCUCCAAAGAGAAUAUGCGAAACUCCGCUGCUCAGACCUCUCAUAUCCCGGAUACUGACCCCUCAGAUAAUGGCAAGUUCGCACAAACUUGUGAUGUCUUUGAUAACCACGCUAAGAACAUGGUUGAUGGAGUCAUCCCUGUCAAGAUCGUUCCUAAAUAUAAUGCAGAUGGGCAAGAACUCUUGAUCGAAGGAGAGUUAACACUGACUAAGGGCGAGGGAGUCAGAGGGAAAUCUUCACGAGAGCACAGCCCAGAGGGCUUUGGUGGCUUAGGCAACAUUGAUAUCGUCGGAGUGAACGAGGAUAGGACCCUAAUAACUACUGGACAGAAUGAAGAUGUUAAGGGAAAGGGUAUAGCCACUGACAUCUCGACCGAGGGGGCUGAACGUGGCAGGAGUAGAAUUCCCGCUCCAUUCAAGCCAGGCACGGGCGAUUUCGUGGCUGUUAAUGUCAGCUACGGCUCACCAGAUCCACAACCUUCCGGAUCGACCCCAGACAACGACUUCACCACUAGCGGUGGCGAAGAAACUGCUGGAACCGGAUGUGAAGAGGAUAGUGACCUCGAUGUCGGAGCGGCUUUCGACCUUAUGACUGUUGAAGUCCCUGAUACCGCUGAAGGUGAUGGUGAGAAAAAGAAGAAGAAGAAGAAGAAGAAGCGAUCUCGUAAGAAGAAGGCCACUACUGAUGAAAACGCCACUCCUGGUAAUGCCGAAGGAUUUGAGAUUGUUGAAGUCAACGAAGAAGGGAAGGAGGUCUCCACUAAGGAAGAGGCCACUAAUGACUCCAACACGCACGGAAGUUCUACCAAUGCCCAAUCCAUCCCAUCUCUAGAUGUCAACGAAGAUGAGAACACCGGUACCGCCUUACCCCAAUCGCGUCCGGUAUCGCCGAAUGCGGAAGCGGAAGCCAAUAAUGACGACAAAGAAGAUAAAGUUACCGAUCCAACCGAGGCCAAAAAAGAAUCCGAGGAAGACCUUGAGCCAGAUGAACUUGUCAGGCCCACACGUCCAUUCCGUUUACUCGAGGAUAAAACCAACUCGAGUUUUCCUAAAUACGACCACAAUCCAGGUGAUGGCUACGGCUUGUUUUGGCGUGAGAAGCUUAACUGGAAAUUUUUGUGCUUCCGCUAUAAGCCUACAGAGGAUGAAGAAGAGUGGAAUGCGGAUAUAGAGUGGCAAGGCGCGACCAAUGACCGCCUCCACGCUUGA
This is a messenger RNA of Orbilia oligospora ATCC 24927, 4188 nucleotides long. RefSeq lists its product as uncharacterized. The coding region runs from base 1 to 4188 and encodes 1395 amino acids. Gene Ontology annotation, cellular component: cytoplasm; nucleus. The record is from RefSeq and is a predicted model, not a curated record. Lineage: Eukaryota; Fungi; Ascomycota; Orbiliomycetes; Orbiliales; Orbiliaceae. The transcript is spliced from 3 exons. Gene Ontology annotation, molecular function: tRNA-specific adenosine-34 deaminase activity.